Molecule: messenger RNA, 1800 nt
Organism: Bolinopsis microptera
Lineage: Eukaryota; Metazoa; Ctenophora; Tentaculata; Lobata; Bolinopsidae
Product: upstream stimulatory factor 1-like
Exons: 8
Coding region: 57-1403 (448 amino acids)
Biological process (GO): regulation of transcription by RNA polymerase II
Molecular function (GO): RNA polymerase II cis-regulatory region sequence-specific DNA binding; protein dimerization activity; DNA-binding transcription factor activity, RNA polymerase II-specific
Source: RefSeq, a predicted model, not a curated record
CCAGCUGUUGUAGCACAUGCUAACAUGUGACUUGUUGCUUUGUGUCGUCUCCCAGCAUGCAGAUGGACGCCCCAUCAACCAGCCAAGAUCUCAAACAAGGUUCUUUGACGACUCUUACUUCCACCAAACGGAACCUUCAAUCAAAUGUUAACAGGCAAAUUCAGGAUUUCAACAUCUCAACUCACAUAGAGGAUCAACAGAGGGUCCAGACUCAAUAUCAGCCCAUUCAAACAAACAACCAGAGCGUGGUUGUCGUCUCUGGCGAUCAGAUAUUACACCAGAAUAACUCUCCUAUCUCGCAAUUCUCCGGUAUAAUACCCUUCGAUGGGAGUGGUGCUAGGGUCGUGAACAUUGUCUCCAAUGACUCUAUGCCCAUGCUGCUCGGCAAUAUUAACCAGCCAAACCGCGCUUUAGCUCAAACUAUUGCAGCACCAAUGCAAGCGGGACAAAUCCUAAACCUAGGAACAGCAAAUCACGGUGUUGGAGGCCAGAUUCUAAACUUACCGAACGGCCCGACGGGAGGAGGUCAGUUCUACGUCAUGAUACCUCAGUCACCAGUUGAUGUGAAUCAUCAGAAGAUAGCUCCACGUGCACAUGGUGCCGCGCUAGUACCGGUAAUGCCCUUGUUUCACAUUCCACAAAUUCCUACCCCACCACGCCAUACCACCCCACCUCGCCACACCCCGCCCAACAAACUGACGGAGAAGUUUACACGUUUAGCCAGAAAACACUUAAAAUUGGCGGGAAAUUCACAGGAGAACACUCCUCCUGCGAGAAAGAGAAAUAUUUCACUCGACUCUCACAACGACAUAUCACCUGAUUCAUUAUCACGGGACACGCCCCUCGCUGCUCAGAGAACAGAAAGGGAGGAGAAACGGAGACAAACCCACAACGAAGUGGAAAGAAGACGACGAGAUAAGAUCAACAGCUGGAUCCACAAAUUAGCUAAGAUGGUACCUAACUGUAAGGACGAGCUGGGUACCAAGCACGGUGGACAAAUGAGGGAGCAGGUCACAUUGAAGGUACUUUCUCUUUCGAGUAAAGGUGGAAUUCUGCAGAAAACGGUGAACUUCAUCCAAGAGCUGCAGAUAGCCCACUCGCAGGUCGUAGAAAGAUUACAGGAACAAAAUCAGGUACUUGGAGAAAUGGCCAAGGUCAGAGAGAAUUUGAAACGCGUUGAGCAGGAAAACUUGCUUCUAAGGAGUCAGCUACAGAGUCACGGCUUCGAACCAAUCGACUAUGCGAGCCAAUCAAUGCAACAGAGCAGACAAGACCCGGACACACUGAAAUCCUGCUCGGAAAUGAACCAGCCUCCAAUGGUCACCCUCUCUCAGACCUCAACGCAACAAUCAGUCCUCUAUGGUCAGAGUUCAACAAUGGACGACAAGGAUGACGAACAAUAAGCCUUCCGAUAAUUUAUUCAAAACUUUCUUAUUUUCUACGGUUCAGAGGUUGCGACGUGCAGAUCACGCCAGUUAAGAUCGCACCAUUGGUCGCACGUGCGAUGCGACUGUAUUCGAUGUCAAAGAAACAAAAGUUACACGAAGUAAUAAGAUUUUAAGAAGUAAUGACUGUUAAAAAGGAUGAGUGUAGACCAGUUCUACUAAAAGGAAUAGUCUGCAAUAGUGAUUUUUGCUAUUAUCUAAUAUGUGAACAGAUUUAUUCGGCAGUUUUAUGCUGGUAAAGCAGUCACGCGAAACCUGGAAAAAAGUUGUGGUAUGUGUCAUGUUUUUAUGUUUUUGCUGAGGUUGGAAAUGUUAUUUCGAUUUCAUCAUGUAAUUGGAGUUGCCUGUCUAAAAA